Messenger RNA from Thalassophryne amazonica, 2311 nucleotides. RefSeq names its product E74-like factor 2a (ets domain transcription factor) (gene elf2a). Gene Ontology annotation, cellular component: nucleus. NCBI's taxonomy places the organism in Eukaryota, Metazoa, Chordata, Actinopteri, Batrachoidiformes, Batrachoididae. Gene Ontology annotation, molecular function: DNA-binding transcription factor activity, RNA polymerase II-specific; sequence-specific DNA binding. Gene Ontology annotation, biological process: regulation of transcription by RNA polymerase II; cell differentiation. The transcript has 9 exons. The record is from RefSeq and is a predicted model, not a curated record. The coding region runs from base 326 to 1981 and encodes 551 amino acids.
GCCGGGAUCACACGAAGAAGAAAAAGGAGCGGACUUGUUUAGUGUCAUGACGUCACGGUGGCCGUGCUUUGAUCUGCGACGCGCUGGAAGCUAAAGCUAGCAGCAAGACUAAAACACAAGUUUGUGCUUGUUGUUUGUUGUUUUGUCUUCAGAAGGCGGAGCGGCGUCAGGAGUAGCAUCAGUCCUCGCACGGCUCGGAGCGGCUCCCGCGGCGGUAACUGAGAGCGCAGCCCGCGGCUCGGCUUGAACAGCCACUGACGGCAGGCCCAGCUAACAUUAGCUGGGACGCUAACUUCACCAGUCAAAGGCAGACACGGAAUGAGGGAUGACGUCUGUGGUUUUGUCAGACACUGGAGGGAACAUCGUGGAGUAUGUCACCGUGGUCGAGGAGGCCCAGCAGUGUGAGCAGCAGUCUGGAGAGGAGGAGGACGAGGAGGUGGUCCAUCAGGAGGUCGAAGCGGUGAUUGUGGAGGGAGAGGAGGAGGAGGGCGUUGUGCUGCAGGAGGAGGAGUGUCCAGCGGUGAUCGUGGAGGAGGUUCCCAGCGCACAGGUGGAGCAGUGCUACGCCGCGCAGGUCCUGGUUUACGAUGACGGUACCUACCUGAUCGAGGACGUGGCUGAGGAGCAGGAGGUGAUGACAGAGGUGGCUGAGAACGUGGAAAUGUCGGAUCAUGAUGUGCUGUGCUUUGACAAAACCUUUGAAGCGGCAGAAGCUCUUCUUCACAUGGAGGCACCCGGUGGCCUCCACAGUGAACGAAACGCAGCAGAUGAUGUGAUGAUGGAGACGGUGGUGGAGGUUUCUACAGAGUGUGCGCCUAUAGAGGAAGAUGACUCAUUCCCUGUUCCUCCUGAAUGUGAACCAGCCACCAAGAAGAAGAGAGGAGGAGGACGCAAGCCCAAAAUGCAACCGACUGCAUCCAAUGGCUCCUUUGACCUGGGUAUCAGGAAGAGACCACGAGAGGGCAAAGGAAACACCACCUAUCUGUGGGAGUUUCUGCUGGAGCUGCUGCAGGAUAAGAACACUUGUCCCAGGUACAUUAAGUGGAUGCAGAGAGACAAGGGCAUCUUCAAACUGGUGGACUCCAAAGCUGUGUCCAAGCUGUGGGGCAAACACAAGAACAAGCCUGACAUGAACUAUGAGACUAUGGGCCGAGCCCUCAGGUAUUACUACCAGCGUGGCAUCCUGGCCAAGGUGGAGGGUCAGCGCCUGGCCUACCAGUUCAAAGACAUGCCCAAAAACAUCCGGGUCAUCGAGGAGGACGAGGACGGUGAGGAGGCAGAGGACGGCCAGGCUGUGAUGCCCAGCCAGUACCUGGCUCACCAGCAGGCCCCUCCCACCUCUGUUGCCAGUCAGCCUCAACAGACUUACGUCACCGUCAUCCCCAGCAACGCCGCCACCGGGUCUGUGUUCAGGCCCAUCCGAGCGAUGCCUGUGGUCAUGACUAACUCAAUGGGCCAGGUGACUUUAAACUCCUCCCCCAUCCUCACUACCUCCACUGGAGCCCCAGUAACCGUCGCUAACACCGGCAGCAGUUCUCCUGCCAAACUGGUCAUUCAAGCCCUACCAGCAAUGCUGUCUGCCGGCUCUAAAGCUGGGGAGAUCACCAUCAUCACCAUCCCAGCCAACCAGCUGACCACGCUCAUCCAGGCCAAGCCCAUCACCGCCCAGCUAGCACCAGCAAGUCUCAAUCCCGGCGCCACCUCUGCCACUCAUACGGUUCAGCUACCAUCAGGUAGACCGACCCCACAACUUAUCCUGGCCAAACCAGCGGCAGUGGUUCACUCACUGCCCCAGCUGUCCGUCCAGGUGAGUCAGUCUCAACUGGAUACGACCAAAACACCUACCCAGUCCCUGAACUCCUCCAGCAGUCACCCUGACACAGCACAAUCAGAACCCACUAUGGAGGGUCCGCCCCUUUCCAUGGCCCUGCCACACCUCCUCCAGUCCGGUCCCACGUCAGCAGAUAACCCUGUAUCCUGAGGACUCGGUCCUCUGGGUUACCAGAGGUCUCCACAGACUAUGGACACUCAUCAGGAAGUGCAGGACUCUGGCCCGGACUGAGCCAUGUGACUCUUUGCAGCAGAUGAAGGGCGACAGGAGGCAGCUCUCCUCAGGAGACCUGCAGCCUUACAUUGUACAGGAAGUGGUUUUUGUAAUCACUGUGGUGUGAAUGAAAUCCACCCAGAUAUUGUUGUAAAAAGCUUUUUUUUUUUUGAUACUCUGCUCUGCUGCCGUUUGAGUUUCCCGUUCGUCACCACAGUGCUGCUCAUAAAGACGGAGUGAAACCACGUCUGUGUCCCUGCCUGGCUC